Miniopterus natalensis is the source of this 4079-nucleotide messenger RNA. RefSeq names its product divergent protein kinase domain 2B (gene DIPK2B). Lineage: Eukaryota; Metazoa; Chordata; Mammalia; Chiroptera; Miniopteridae. The record is from RefSeq and is a predicted model, not a curated record.
CUGCCUCUGCACAGCCCUGAAUGGACAGCAAGAGGCUGCAGCUGGAGUCCUGGGCCCCGAUGGAGCCCUGGCUGGGGCCUGAGGCUCCUGCCCUCCGCCUGUGCUGGCCGGCCCUGCUACUUUGGGUCUCAGCCCUGAGCUGUUCUGUCUCUUCGCCGGCUCCUCCUUCUCCUUCUCUGGUGCCCCGAGUCAGAACCAGCUACAGUUUUGGAAGAACUUUCCUCGGCCUUGAUAAAUGCAAUGCCUGCAUUGGAACAUCUAUUUGCAAGAAGUUUUUUAAAGAAGAAAUAAGGUUAGACAAUUGGCUGGCCUCCCACCUUGAACUGCCUCUGGACUACUUGCCUUCUUACCCUGCAAACUACUCAGAUGAUUCCAAAACCUGGCGCCCUGUGGAGAUAUCGAGGCUGGUCAGCAAACACCAGAAUGAAAUCUCAGACAGGAAAAUCUGUGCUUCUGCAGCAGCCCCAAAGACCUGCAGCAUUGAGCGUGUCUUGAGGAAAACAGGAAGGUUCCAGAAAUGGUUGCAGGCCAAACGCCUCACACCAGACCUGGUGCAGGGCUUGCCCAGCCCCCUCUUGCGAUGCCCAUCACAGCGACUCCUGGACCGAGUGGUUCGGCGCUAUGCUGAAGUGGCUGAUGCCGGCAGCAUCUUCAUGGACCACUUCACGGACCGCGACAAGCUGCGCCUGCUCUACACUUUAGCUGUCAACACGCAUCCCAUUCUCCUACAGAUCUUCCCUGGAGCCGAAGGAUGGCCAUUGCCCAAGUACCUGGGCUCCUGUGGCCGAUUCCUGGUCAGCACCAGCACCAGCCUGCUGCAGGAAUUCUAUGGUGCACCCCCAGAUCAGGCUGCUGACCUGGCCUACCAGCUCCUCAGGAUCCUGGAGUCUCUGAGAAACAACGAUUUGAACUACUUCCUCUACUUCACCCAUGUGGAUGCCACCAUGUUUGGCAUUUUUAACAACGGGCAUCUGUUCAUCCGGGAUGCCAGUGCCCUGGGUGUCAUCGACAAGCAGGAAGGCAGCCAAGCAGCCUCCAGGGCAGGAGAGAAUAAAGACAUCUUUAGCUGCCUGGUUACUGGCUGCCAGGCCGAGCUGCCCUCCUGUGACACCAUCCCUGAGAAGCAGAGCCUGGUGCUGGUGUGUCGGCAGGUGCUGCCUCAACUUCUCCAGGGGAAGUUCCCCUCUCCGGUGCAGGAGCAGAUAGAUGUCCUCCUGGCCAAGUGUGGGGAGGGCACCAGCCCAGACCCUGAAGUCCUUGGGGUUGCCAGCCAGCUGAAAGAUAUCUUGAGAUCCCUGAGAACCUGUGACCCCAGAUUUGCUUACCGCUACCCAGACUGCAAGUAUAACGAUAAGUUCUGAGGGGUUGGAACCUGGCUGGCCCCCAGGGACAACAUCCUUGGUUCUCCACUUCCCAGAUGGGUUGUUGCAAGUUUGAAAGAAACAGCUGUUUCAGACAUUACGAGAAAUGCACAUUUAUUUCCCAGGGACUAAUGAACAUUCCAAUGACCAGAGGGCAGUUGUGCAACACAGUGUCAUUGCACUUGCUGGCUGGAACAUCACAAAAGAGCCAGGAAUGGGCAACAGAUGAUCCAGGUGUGGGCACCCAUUCAACCUCUGAGCCUCUGUUUCCUCUGUUCUCCACCAGACUCUCGAGUUAAUGAAAGAAGACAGAGAUGUGAAGAGCCAGGGUAAUAUGCUUCCUACUGGCUAUAAAGUGUGUUUAGAAGUAUACACAGGCAUGGUGAACGAGACAGAAUAGUGGAGGUUAGGAGGAUGGCAAGAAGAGUGAGAUCUCUGGCCAGUAGCAUGUUAGGCUAGACUCAGACAAAAGGGCCCUCUUCCUGCUCCCUGUGCUCCUGAGCUAGUCCUCCAGUCACACUCCCCACACCACCUCAGGGUAAGAAAACUGCAGGCCAAGGGUGCACAUGGAUAAGACCAUGCCCUGGGCACCUGGGGUCCCAUACAGGUUCGAGUGAAGCACCACAUGGUGUGGAAAGGAGCCAAAGGUAAGAAGGGAGGAAUGGGCUGGAGGCUAAUGUGUUCAACCAGAUCCUCUGAGAAGCAAGUGUCAAGACAAGAUAAAACAAUGAAGGAUCAUAUUAAGAAAGAUGCCUGUGUAUGAGGAAAGGAGUGAACCAGAGUCAGCUGAGAGAGCCAGCAGGCCCAGCUACAAGCCUGAGUCCAAAGGUUCGGUGGAAGUAUCCUAGGCUCUCUUUUACACAAUGGGAACAUGCUUUGGCAAGGUUGUCACGGUGUCCUUGAGCCAAAGCUAGCCAUCAGAUGAGCCUCAAGUCUCCAAGAAUGGGCAGCUAUACCCCUGCUAUAGGAAACAACCCACAGAGGAUGUGGCCUUGGCCCAACCGCUAACAUGGAUUUUAAAGCUCUGCGCAGGGCAUCUAGCCAGUUCCACUCCCUGGAGCAAGAGGUCUGUGAGUAGAACAUUCUCAUUGUAGCCACAGCUGGAUCCGGGUCAGCUCUCUACACACUGAGGCCUCUAAUGUAGAACUCUAAGAAGUCUGAGAAUUUUCAUUCAAACUUCACCUAAAUUUUUUUUCAAGGUCAGCCAACAAAACAUAUUUUAUCAAAUGUUUGUUAGUUUGCUUUAUACCUUUUAAGUAUUAUCUCCAUGGUAUGUGGGCCCCCAUGUAUAUUCUUGCCCCGGCCUCUCAUUAGUGGGGAGCUCUUUGGAUCUUUGCCCAGUUUCCCUGUCAGCCCUCUACUCCUAGGGACCUCUCAGUUAGCCUCUCUUUUUUACUUCUGAAUCACCGACUUUAGUUUAGAAUGCCUGGCUUAACAGGCUUCACAGUGCUGACAGAGAAACUGAGCCUCAGGGAGGAAGAAUGACUUGCUGGGAUAGUUCCAGAACCCCUGUUACCAUUCUAUGCUCUUCUUGCAUUCCCCUUCAGCCUCUGACUCUCACCCUGACCUACACAAUUCUGGUCCCUUCACUCACAUUUAAAGCUGGGCCAAGAAAAGUCCUAUUUUAUGGCACACUAAGUUGCCUGUGGAGUUUGCUUUUUUACUGCUUUAAACACUAUCUCUGGAGGCAGCCAUGACAGUGAGGAUGACAGACCGAGCUUCUGGAAGGGCAGACUCAGGCUGCCUGAGAGCCUCAGACAGUUGCUUUUUGACCUGGUCUGGAGGAUGAGGAUUCACUACCUUUCCCAACACCUUGCUUUCAGCCCAGUGAAGCUUAUCUUAGACUUCUGGCCUUCAGAACUGUGAGAGGAUAAAUGCCUAUUGCCACCCACUUUGUAGUAAUUUGUUAUAGCAGCCUCAAAAAAUGAACACACACCCUGAACUCCAUCUUAGUAUCUGCUUCCAGAGAACCCAACUUGCAGUGCCCCCCAACUCCAGGCUGUUGUGAUGAAUUUAAAAGCCAGACCCUACAUGAGGGAGUAUGUAGUGUCUGUACCCAGGGCUGAGGCUUGGAUGGUUCCAUUCUUCCACUGCAUCAUUUAAGACUCUGUCUGAGGUCCUACCUUUAUCAGAAGCUUUUCCUGACAGUACAAGCUCUUGCUAAGCCUUUCUGAAUCCCAUCUUUGUACUUCUGAUCCAAGGGGUAUUCCAGAGAAAUCUGUGUCCCACCUUCCCAACAAGCUGGGAGAUCCCUGAGGAUGGCAGUGAGGGGUGGAGGGCUCUGAGUUCCUAUAGCAACCUGCACAGGGUUGGCCACAGAACAGGUGCUGGGAAACUGUUCUUUCUAAGGACAAUGUCUAUGUUUUUCAGACAUUUUUGCUUGCUGUUUUUCAUACACCAUGUGCUAUAAACUGAAUGUUUGUGUCUCUCUGAAAUUUUUGUAUUGAAAUCCUAACCCUUAAGGUGAAGGUAUUAGGAGGUGAAGUCUUUGGGAGGUGAUUAUCCUGAGGGUAAGCCCUCAAGAAUGGGAUUCGUGAUCUUAUAAUAAAAACCCUAGAAAGCUCCCUGGCCCCUUCUUCCCUGUGAAGACACAUUGAGAAGGUACAGGCUAUGAACCAGGAAGUGGAUCUUCACAAGGCUCUGAAUCUGCCAGUGCAUUGAUCUUGGACUUUCAACCUCCAAAACUGUGAGAAAUAAAUGUGUGUUUCUUAUAAGCCA